GGUAUUAUAAUAGCCGGUCUUGGUGCUGAUUGGGCGCUCAGGUUGGUGAGUGAACGCCCUGCAGAUUAUGUCAGAUUGCGUGCAGAAACCAAACCAGCCCAGCCUUUGAACUUCACCGCUUUUGGCUCGUAUUCACGCUCUUCCGCUCAUUUCCAAACCAGGUGCUUGACGACAAACCUCAGAGAGAGAGAGGAGGAGUGUGUCGCAGAGAAAAAAAAAUAACACUUUUACGACUCCUGCAAACUGACUGCGGAACAUUGCUUUCACCUUUGUGGAUUUUUUUUACGUGUGUGCAUCUUACAUGUAUUUUUUUCCUGUAUUGCUGCCGCAGGUCUGAAAGAGAGUUGUAACCGGACUUGAACGACCGCGCGUCAGUGUUUUAACUCUGGGAAAAGCAAACCGGGCGCUGGAUUUUUAUUUUCUUCUCUUUUCUUUUGGCUGUUUCGCAGACUCACAACAUCCCAGACGUGGCAUGACUGGUAUCUGGCAUCUAGACAGGUGAAUAGUUUCCCUUCCUUCCGAUAAGAACUUUUCCUCGUCAUUAACAUUGGGGAUAAAAGUACACUUUUGUUAAAGAUGUCAAAGCCCGCUGAUCACAUCAAGAGACCCAUGAACGCGUUCAUGGUCUGGUCCCGGGGCCAGAGGAGGAAAAUGGCACAGGAGAACCCCAAAAUGCACAACUCUGAGAUCAGCAAAAGACUGGGCGCCGAGUGGAAGCUGCUUUCCGAGUCUGAGAAGAGACCUUACAUCGACGAGGCCAAGAGGCUGCGGGCUCAGCACAUGAAGGAGCACCCCGACUACAAGUACAGACCCAGGCGCAAACCCAAAAACCUGCUCAAGAAGGACAGGUACGUUUUCCCUUUGCCUUACCUCGGGGACACCGACCACUUGAAGGGACUCCCGGUGUCGGCCGCGGACUCUCUGUUGAGCCACUCGGAGAAAGCCAGAGCGUUUCUGCCGCCGACCACCGCUCCGUACUCCUUCCUCGACCCGAGCCAGUUCAGCUCCAGCGCCAUCCAGAAGAUGACAGAGAUGCCGCACACGUUGAGCACCAGCACUUUGCCGUACGCGUCCUCGUUGGGAUACCAGAACGGCGCGUUCGGCACCCUUGGGUGCCCCAGUCAGCACACCCACACCCACCCGUCGCCCACAAACCCGGGCUAUGUCGUCCCGUGUAACUGCACGGCCUGGUCAGCGUCAAGUUUACAGCCCCCGGUGGCCUACAUACUUUUUCCAGGUAUGACCAAGACUGGGAUAGACCCAUAUUCAUCCGCACAUGCCACUGCCAUGUAACCCUAAAGACUCUUUUCUUUUUCUUUUUUCCUUUUUUUUAAAUUCACUUGAAUACUGAAAUGCAUGUAAAUAUAUUAUGGACAGCGCGCCCCAUUAAAAGGCAUGAACAGUAUUAACUGCCUUGGACUUGUUAUGGCAAAAAAAAUGAUUAAAAAAAAAAAAGACAAACUUUUCCAGAAAUCCAACAAGUUCCUGAGCGGAGCAGAGGAGCUGGUGUAAAGGACGGUGCCCUGUGAACUGUAAGAAAUGUAAAUGUUAUAAUGGCAGCCAGAAAAGGAGGCCUUUAACUUUAUUUAUUGUGUACAUUUCAAUGCUGAUAUGCUGAUUUGUGUUGAUUAUUGAUAGGCUAACUCCUUUGAUUUUGACAAAUUUGGCUUGCACAAUUAGCAUUCUUAUUUCCUGUAUAGGCCUAAAGUAGUCUACAUUUUGGCACUCGUGAUUUUAUGAUGUUUGGAUAGGGUCAAAAUCAGGACCUAUAGGCUGGAUUAUAUACGGGUCAUAUUGUUUAUAUUUAUCAAAAACUGGCACAUAAAACCAGACGGUCUAUUUAAAGAUGACAAAAGAAAAGUCAUUGACAUCCAAAUGUUUUUUUAGUUUGCAUUUUUUUCCUGUGGUUCAGUGCUAAUAUCGCGUCAUUUUUUAAUUUUUAUUAUUAUUAUUUUGUUAUUUCUAAGGAUAACUUCUAUUUGAAUUCAAGGAGUUAUAUGUGUAUUAUCAUCUAAGAUGGUAUUUUAAAAACCUGUCAUGUUAUGGAAAGGAUAAUGUAUCUAGAAGGUUGAUACCUCCUGCUCUUUGUUCAACUGCUGAGCAAAGGCAUUUCGAAUAAAGACAAUCUGUCUUCAACG
Molecule: messenger RNA, 2138 nt
Organism: Epinephelus moara (kelp grouper)
Lineage: Eukaryota; Metazoa; Chordata; Actinopteri; Perciformes; Serranidae
Gene: sox14
Product: SRY-box transcription factor 14
Exons: 1
Coding region: 577-1293 (238 amino acids)
Biological process (GO): regulation of DNA-templated transcription; anatomical structure morphogenesis; cell differentiation
Molecular function (GO): RNA polymerase II cis-regulatory region sequence-specific DNA binding; DNA-binding transcription factor activity, RNA polymerase II-specific
Source: RefSeq, a predicted model, not a curated record